Molecule: messenger RNA, 1392 nt
Organism: Syzygium oleosum
Lineage: Eukaryota; Viridiplantae; Streptophyta; Magnoliopsida; Myrtales; Myrtaceae
Product: phytochromobilin:ferredoxin oxidoreductase, chloroplastic
Exons: 8
Coding region: 93-1094 (333 amino acids)
Biological process (GO): phytochromobilin biosynthetic process
Molecular function (GO): cobalt ion binding; phytochromobilin:ferredoxin oxidoreductase activity
Source: RefSeq, a predicted model, not a curated record
AAAAAAAGAACCAAAAAAACAGAGAGAGAGGGAGAGAGAGUCCGAUUCCGACCACGACUCCGCUAAUGGUGUCCACGGCUCACUAGCUUCGGAUGGAGUCCGCUUCCUCCACCGCCUUCUCCUUCACUCUCCUCCGCCGCUCCUCAUCCACCAAGCUCGGAGGAGCCGCCGCCGCCGCCAAUGGCAGCGUCUUCACUCGGCGGAUGGGGAGGCCGUCCGUUCGCGUCUCUGCUCUCUCGUACCGGAAGUUCGUCCAAUUCGGUCUCGACGAGACGGCGCUCCACGCGGACUUGACCCCUUCUCCUACGCAGGAAAGGUUCAGCUCCAUGAAGCCAUUGGAUGACGAAACAGAGAUCGAGUUGUUAUCGUAUAAAGCGCCAAAAAUUAGGUUGCUUCGGAGUUUGCGCAUUCAAGGGAGCAAGGGACUGCGGGUUUUGGAUUUUGCUAUGUUUCCAGAACCAGAAUAUGAUCUGCCUAUAUUCUGUGCCAACUUUUUCACUGCUGCCGAGACAAACAUAGUUGUUCUGGACCUUAACCCUCUAUAUGACGUCAUCAAGCACGAAGAAUACAAAGAUAAGUACUAUGAAGGCCUGAUGCCUUUAGGUCUCAAGUAUGCUGAGCUUUUACCAUGGGGUGGAAAAAUAACGGGUGAAUCGUUGAGAUUCUUUUCACCGAUAGUCAUAUGGACCAGGUUUGAGUCUAGUCAACACAUGCACGACGUUUUAUACUCUGCAUUCGUGGAUUAUCUCAAGGCUUGGCAUGUUUUGAUGGACCUAGGAAUAAGGGAGACUGAUGCAUCUCGAAUUAUAGCCAACCGUGAAGCGCAGCAUCGGUAUCUGACUUGGAGAGCACAAAAGGACCCGGGUUAUCAACUUUUGAAAAGGUUAAUUGGGGAGACACAUGCAAAGAAUGUGGUCCGGAGCUUCCUAUUCGAUGGAGUCGAUUCACUAGGAAGCAAAACAUUUUUGGAUUACUUUCCAGAAUAUCGAUGUGAAGAAGGCAGAGUAAAUGAGAAGAGAAGCAUGAUCGGGAAGUCUUUCGCAACUCGACCGUGGAACAGAAAAGGAGAAUAUAUCGGCAACAGUAAUGACUAACCUGCACCGAGCAUCCAUUCUAUUGUUCAUUGUGCUUCUGUUGCCUCCUUGACCGGGUCUGUUUCACUGUGCUGCUGCACUUAAACUAGUGCACGAGUGAGCUUUUUUUCCUGUUCAGGCUAGCGACAUACUUUUCGGGUUUGGUUAUUUAUAUGUCUCUGAUUGACAAAGUUGUUAUCUUAGUCAUUUGUAAUUUUGCUCAUUUUUCUUGCAAAAAGUCAAGUGCUUGAUCUGUAAGUAUGGUGCAAGAGUUUGAAAAUGUAGCUUACAUGUGAUUAAUGCACCUUUCUUCUUGUAA